Messenger RNA from Lineus longissimus, 8229 nucleotides. RefSeq lists its product as uncharacterized. The transcript has 13 exons. Bases 118 to 6069 code for a protein of 1983 amino acids. The record is from RefSeq and is a predicted model, not a curated record. NCBI's taxonomy places the organism in Eukaryota, Metazoa, Nemertea, Pilidiophora, Heteronemertea, Lineidae.
UCUUUGUCUAAACAUGUCGGAUUGAGUAAAUUUGCAGUGGAUUAUUCGGCAUUUGUGUUAAAUUUUAGAAAAAAAGGGUACUGCUGAAAAGUGAAAUUUCACCCUCCUGAUUGUAAAAUGUCCAACUCUGACGAAAAUGAUGAUUUAGUGACAACGAAGCGUAAAUAUGAAGAUGGAGAAGAAGAAAUUUUCAAAAAGAAGUUGAGAAUGAGAGCAGAGGAAAAUGGCGUUGUAAAUGAUGAAAAGGUCAAGGAUGGAGAAGAAGAAGAAGAUGAUGAUGAUGAUGAUGACGAUGAGAGUGACGAUGACAGCGAUGAUGAUGAGGAAGAUGAUGAUGACGACAGUGACGAUGAAGUAGAAGGGGAAGAAAACUCGGGCGAGGAUGGCAGUGAAGAUGAUGAGUCUGGUGAUGAUGACGACGAUGAUGAUGACGAUGAUGAAGAUGCGGAUGCAGAUGGAGAUGGCAAAAAUGAUUAUCAGGAUGCUGGGGCUGCUGAGAGUGCCCAGUUGGCUACUCUCAGUGACAGUAGCGAUGAAGAGAGUGAGAAAUGUCCAGUGUGUCUCAACAAAAUCAAGGAGCAGGACAUUGGUACUCCUGAGAGCUGUGACCAUGUCUUCUGUUUAGAUUGUAUUCAGGAAUGGUCAAAGAAUGUUAACACAUGUCCAGUUGACCGACAAGUCUACAAUCUCAUCCUAGCCCGCCACGGUGUGGAGGGAGUCGUCUUCAAAAAGAUCCCUGUUGAAAACCGUAGGAUGGGUGAGGAGGAGGAAGAAGAUGUGACAGUUUGUGAAGUGUGUGGUCACAGUGAUCGUGAGGAUCGUCUGCUCCUCUGUGAUGGUUGUGACCUUGGAUUCCACAUGGACUGCUUGGAGCCACCUCUGCAUCGAGUCCCAGUUGAAGAGUGGUUCUGUUUUCGAUGUGCCGAGGGCCGUGAAUCACCAGAGGAUGUCGGAGCACAUGCCCUGCGUCGACAAAUCGCUCGCACUAUGGUGAGUGAAAGAGUCCGCGCUCGUCUCCAGGAACAAAGGAUUGACCGCGUUGUCCGAGCCCAACGUAGGCGCAGAAUAUUGGAUUCUGAUUCAGAAGAAUCUGCAUCUGAAGCUGGAGAAGUGGCACCCCCUGCUGCCCCGAGAGCAAGGAGUGAAACUCCUCGUAGGAAGACAACAAGACGACGUAAGCGCAAGACCACCCGAAAGCGCAGGAAGAAGACGUCUCGCAAGAAGACCAUAACGACAUCUGCAACUAAGACUGCAACAGGAAGAAAACGAAAGUCACGGAGGAGGAGGAAGAGGAAAACUAAAAAGAAGAAGGCUGCUGUCCUUCCUGCUAAGAUGAUCACACCAAAAGCAAGAAUCGCUCGUAGCCUUGGUUUGCAGAAACCCCCAACUGGUAAACAUAUCCCAAUCGUGAAGAAAUCUGGUGAGAAACCACGGUCUCUUCAACAGAUGGAUAUUGGUGUGCAGCCUCUCUCGAUUCUUGGUGAUAGAAAUAGCCUGGAGCCUUAUAACGACAGUGACCAUGAGAAUCUUCCCAGUACCUCCAGUACAUUGUCAGCUAAGAAAGUAUGCUCAUCCUCCUCCCUAAAGUCUCAUCGGCCACUACCUCAAAUCAUAUUACCGAGGAAGAAGAAGCCAAUUGUCAUUGCCACAAAGCCAGUAGUGCCGGUUACGUCGACGUUUGACCUGUUGGGCAGCAUCAUGCAGGAGCAGAAUACUCUCUACAUGAAGAGUAAGGAGUUCACAAUCAAGAGAGAUGGUUCCCUGGAGACGGCUCCAAAGGAGCCAGAGUUUCAUCCUCGUAAAAGUGGAAGUCCCAAGAAAUUGGUUCCAAGAAUAAAGGAGCAGAGACAUAAAGAGAUUGUCGAACAAAGACCGAAGAUAGAUGUGGCUGUUGCAAUGGAUUGUGAGAACAAUGAAACACAAAAUCAAGACAGAGGAAGGUUCUCUGGAGACAGACAUGUUGGUUUUGGAGCAGUUGCGAAAUGCAGUGAAGAUUUUAGGAGAGAUAGCGAUGACAGUGGUGAUGAAUUGGAUCCGGGGGAAGAAAUGCCUGUGGGAUUUAGUGGUGAUGAGGAUGAUGGGAGUGGCCAGGAGGAUGGCUCACAGGGCGGUGGCCAAGAUGGUGCUGGUGAUCAUGGAGAUGAGGCAGAUGAAGCUGAUCAGAGCGAAGGGGAAGGUUCUGGAGGAGAUGACGGAGGUGAAGACGGUGAUGAUGGUAAAGAAGAAGAAGGGAAAGAGAGUGGAGAGGAGGAGGAAGAACAGGAGGAAGUUGAAGAAGAAGAGGAAGAGGUAGCUGGAUAUGCAGAAGAGUGUAAUGAAGAGGUUGAUGGAGAGCAAAAUGAAGAUCAAGAGCACAUUGAAGUUGGGAUGAGUGACGCUGAGCAGCAGAGUGAUGGCGAGGCAGAGCAAGAAGAACAGAGUGCUGGUGAGGCAGAGCAUGGGGAGGAGAAUCAGCGAGAAAGUGACCAAGGAAGUGCACAAGAGGUAGAGAGUGCAGAGGAAGGUGCAGGCAGCGAGCAGGAUGAAACUGGUAGCGACCAAGAGGGUGCCGAGCAAGACGUUGCCACUGAUUGUGAAGAUGAAAUGGAGGAGGAUCAACAGGUUGACCUGGUGGCCGGAGGUGUGGUAGCCAUUGCCUUGGGGGAGGAAAUAGAAGCUCAAGAAGGUGGAGAAGAUGAAGUAGAAAGUGCCAAAGAAGAGCAGGAGGAUGAAGAAGAAGAAGUAAUGGAAGAUGAUGAGCAUGCUGAGGAAGUCGAGGCAGAGCAGCCAGUUGCCACUGAUGAGAUGGGUAAACGUGUUGACAAUAGCAAUCAGAUGGAAAUGGAGCUGGAAGGAGAGCAUGGAGCUGAACAAGAAGCUGAGGCUGAGGUAGCAGAGGGAAGCGGCGAGCAGGAAGGUGAAGAAGAGGAGGAAAUAGAGGAAGAGGUUGAAGAGGAAGAGGAAGGUGAAGAGGUUGAAGAAGUGGAAGAGGUUGAGGAAGUGGAAGAGGAAGAGGAAGAGGUUGAAGAAGAGGAAGAGGUAGAGGAAGUAGCAGAGGGAGAGCAUGACGAAGGUGAAGAGGUAGAGGAGGUAGAAGCAGACACAUCUGGGGAAGUAGUUGAACAAGAAGAGGGAGACGAGAUGGCAGAGCAUGGUGAGGUGGAGGAAGGAGAAGACCAGGAGGAGGUGGAUCAUGAAGUUGAGGAGGAGGAGGAGGUUGGUGAGCAACAUGGUCACGAGGAGGAGGAAGAGGAGGACGAAGAAGGGGAAGGGGAGGAAGGUGAAAUCGAGGAGCCUCUCAAAGUACCAAUAUCUGAGCUUCCACGAAUACCAAAGAUUAAAAAACUGAAACCGGAGCUCAAGGCUGAAGUGUUUGGCCCUGUGCCGCCCCGUAGUUCGAGUAUCAUGGAUAGGGUCGGCCCAAUAGCUGCAAAAGAGCCUCUGUUUUCAGCUAAGUGGGAAAAAAAAGAACGUAAAUGGGAAAGGGAGAGGGCAGAGAAGCAUGUGGAUAGUUCUGAAGAAAAAUACCAGGAAAGACAUAGGCGGGAUGAAGUGGAUGACAAGUAUCAGGAACGAAAUCGUCGAGAUGAGGAGAGGCAUAGAGAACAGCGGGACAGGGAUAAGGAAAAUGUCUUUACAGAGAAGAAACGAUCUGAAAGGGAGGAUAGACAUGUGAGACAUAAACACAAACGAAAACGAAGUCGAUCACAGUCGAUUGAAAGACCGUACCGUUCUAAAGAUCGAUCGCGUUCACGUGAGCGUCGGAGAUCUAGGGAACGCUCUACUUCCAGAUCACGUGAAAGGAGGCGCUCAAGAUCACGUGAACGUAAGCGCCGGCAUCGGGAGCGUUCAUCCCGAGAACGCUCGCCAGUAGAGCGUGAACACAGGUCUGAGCGGAGAUCUCGGCGAAAACGUGAUAAAGAUCGGGGGGAGCGUGAAUAUGAGAGUGGUGAGGAACGUUCAGUUGGGAGGUCAAGAUCAACGAGUAAUGAACCUCGCAGGAAAGAUCGCGAUGAGACAAGACCACGUCGGGAGCGGAGAGAGAAAUAUCGUCGCAGUGAUAGUUCUGAGAGGAGAAAUGAAUCGUAUGCUAAUGAGGAUAAUGACACUGAGAAAUAUGAGUCAAAGUCACGUCGAAGUGAACGUUUCAUUGGAGAGAAUACAAUACGUGAAAUUGAAAAAAUUGCUGCGAAAAGUGAGAAAAACAUUGGUCUUUAUAAUAUGGCUCUCUCUGCCCCAGACAGUUCACUUGAUGCGAGUGUGGAAAAUAUCAUAGAGAUACAAACAGGACGUAUGAUUGAAACGGUGCCGUUGAGAAAGGACAGUGUGAAAGAUCAGUCUGGGGAAAUGGAUAUGGACUUGACAUACGAUCCUGCAGAGCCAACGCAAGACCCUACACCUCCACCUUCAGAUCUGCAAGUAGAGCACCAGCAUGGAGGACCUUCUAUCUUACCUCACCCCUCUCACCCACCACCAGCAAUUUCCCCGAUAUUCCCUGAAGUUGAAAAUGAUAAGCAUCAGCCUUUCCAGAAUGUUAUACAGCAGCCUACACCUGGGGUGCCUGUCAGUAUGGCCCCUCCAUUUGGCAUGCUUCCUCCUGGGAUGCAACCUAACGUCAGAGGACAGCAGUUUGUUCUCAAUCCAAUGUAUCUGAACCGCCCAGUUGCCUUUGGAAGGAUGCCUACUGGCCAGAGAUUUGGACCCCAAAUCCCAGUUGGACAGGUUGGUGGACCGCCACAGAUGAUGCAACAGAAUCGAUUCAUGGUACCAUUGCGACCGAGUAUGAAUGGAUUGCAGUUUGAGCCUGGGAUGGAGCCAAUGCAACCAGCUUUUGUGCCUGGUGUUGAGGGAGAAAUGCAGGGUCCCCCUGGGUCACAUUUGGUGCGUCAGCCCCCACCGCCACCUCCGCCUCCAGGGGGCAUGAUGCCUCCUCACAGCCGACCCAUGUCACAGGCGCUGUUGAGGCCACCUCCCCCUCCUUCCUCACAUGCUGGUUCAAUGCAGCACGGCCUGCGUCCAGAACAUAUCCCUCCCCCUACCACAUCUGGCGCCCAUAUAGGCUUACCUGGCAUGAGGCCACUUCGGCCACCGCCGCCACCAAACAUGCCUGAUCUGUCAAAACCUCCUCCGGGAUAUAAAGAACACAAACCUGAAGAUCCACGCCAUGCUCCCAUAUUUGACAUCAUGGAACAAAAAGUGAAUAUACGAGAAAAUAAACCUGGCCAGAAAUCUAGUCCUGGGGAUAAAAGUGUGGCAAUACAACAAACCUUGCAGUUGUUGAACACUCAAAUGGCUAUUGCAAAUCUGGUGAAAAUGAAAUCCACGGAAGGUACAAAUACAAACUCAAAUGAUACGUUUAAAGUUCCUGCAUUGCCAAAAGGAGGGAAGGGUGCCAAGGAUGCGUUUAAGGCACCGUUCCCGGUCGCGGGGAAAAAAGAUAAAGAGGUGACAAAUUCUGUGAAUGAUGGCGUGGAGGUUAUAGAAAUGGAUGUCGCAUCUCCUGAGGAUGAUUAUGGUUUCUCAUUCUCACCGCCGCCCCUCGACGAUGAUGAUGUUAAAGUGAAUAACAAAUCAUCAACAAAGGAAAAUGACAAACGUCCGAUGAAGGGGAAGGAUAAAAAAGACACCAAGACGCAUCGUAAGAAUAAAAAGGUGAAAGAUACCGGUGGGAAAGGCAAGCAGUUUGAUUGGUUGCCGCAGCCAGAGGAACCAUCAUCUGCCGUCGAGCUAGACAAGCAAGAGAAGGUACGGUUCAUGAAGAAGCUAAACCGCCAGGAACGUGUCAUUGAGGAAUGUAAACUUGCCAUCAAGCCAUUCUACGCCAGCAAGAAAGUCACCAAGGAGGAAUACAAGGAAAUACUUAGAAAAUGUGUACCAAAGAUCUGUCACAGUAAAAGUGGGGACAUAAACCCGGCAAAGAUCAAAUCGUUCGUGGAAUCAUAUGCUCUGAAAAUGCAACAGGCUAGAAAGUAUGACAAAAAGGCAUCUCCAAAACCAGCCGCAACAAACACAGCUCGAGUCGGGAAAGUCGCCGGAAAAGUUAGCAAGAAAUCUCCUUCUAAACAAUCUAUAAAGAAAAAGAAGUUAUAGCAGAGUGUGUUAUUUUAGCCAAUGGUUUAAUUGACGCACAUUUCUUUGGUUUGAAGGAUUUUUCUGUGUGGCGUGACAUCCUCAUCCUUAGACAGUUCUCUUCUUUCAUUCCGUUUUAACCCCUGGAUGGCUGAGUUGGUGCUGUGUAUUGGCAAAAUCUCAGUUCAGUAACGUAAAUAUGGAUAAGACAUUACUUUUCUCACAGUUGAUUGGACUAUUAUUCAGUCCUCCAAGGGUUAAAGCUACUAUUGUUUGAGAGAAGUUGGAGAGGAUGAAAUAGGAAAUAGGCGGAGCACUUGGAUACCAGUGACUGUCGUUAUUUUCAAUUGGAAGGAUUUCUGUGGAUUACGUUUGCUGGGUGUUCUGACCUAUGGUGGCUAAAGAAAUGUGCCUGGCUUUCUGCUUAUUUCCGUUAAGGAUGCGGCUUCGAUAUGACUGACAGAAACCCAACUGCAUUUAUGAAGAGACUGCUUUGUAUGUAUCUAGCCGCCUGGGCCACGUUUUGUUGAACGUGUUCUGCAAUCAGAUUGUCUUAGCUUGGAUUGGCUCAGUAACGUACACGGGAAAGGUGAAGACAGCUAAACCAUGUGGCUUCACCUUUGCUGUGUAUGCUGUCCUUUGACAAUCCCUUAGGGUGUUACUCUUUGUUUUAUUUAUGUUUUUUCUUUGAUUUGCACGACAAAGAAAAUCAAUUGUGAUGAACUUCCUUGAAGGAAUGUUAUGAUAAUUGUAUUUUGGCAACUGAAGUACUCGUGUAAUUUGGGGAAGUUUGUCAUCAACUUAGAUAACCCGGUACCAACCAACAUACUCUCUUUAGAAAUAAGGAUAGACAGUUGAUGUUGUGGAAAGUGUGCCCCAUGGUGAAAGGAGAUAGUAUCUAUUUUCCACAUCUGACAUUGAAUGUUCAAUGAAAUGAUUACGUAUGUGAAACUUUACUGUGCAACGUGUUGAAAUAUACUAUGGUCAGAAGCAGUCCAACUUGGAACCUCUGCCUUCCUGAUCAGCUCGGCAGACCGAUUGCAAAAUAAUGUGUCCACUACUUGGUUCAGAUUGUCCUAGCUAUCAUGGAUGGGAAGGUGGAGGUACAUGUAGAGUGCAGUCCAAACUUGCUUAUUGCUUCUUUAGGCCUAAUCUUAACCCUGGCUACAUGUUGCAAUUUCUGUUACCAGGCCAAUUUCUUUAAUUCCUCAUGUGGUUGUGAUGUGAUCAAACAGUCUGUCUACCUUGGGGGGGGGGGGGGGGGGGGUGAUAGUUAUGCAAGCUAAGUGAUGUUUGAGAUUUUCCCACCUUGGUGUACAACCUUCCAAACCUGUUCCUGGUGAUUUGUUUGUUUGACAGGCUGGUCACACCGUGUUUUUCAUGUUGACCCGUUGACUUGACUGAUCAUGUGUCGUUUCUGUACAUAUCUUUCUCAAAGUGUCCUGAAUAACUUGUCUCUCUCAAAUGACUACAGUGAUGAGGACCAACGUGUUGAUUCAAGUUGGCGCAGAAAUGAAUCCGGGAGAUGAGAUAAGUCUCCCUGUCCUGUUGUGAGACUCCUUCAUCACAUAACAUAUUAGAAUAUGCAUGUGUAGAGCUUGGUGUCAAACAAAGCUUUCUCUCCCCUGUCUGUGGCGGUUCUAUCAUUUCAUAAAGGCAUCAGUUUUUGUCUUCUCUUUCCUUGUGAAGUUGGUUGGGUCUUACAUCAGGAUAAGUGAUCUCUUGACACUUGGCCAAGCUGGAGGUUGAGGCUUGACUGAAACCUUGUGGUGGGAUGCUUAGUACACAGAUGGAAUAAAUCAUGUAAAUUAUGAGACAGUGUUGUGUGAAACAUAAAUAAUGUACACAGACAGAUCAUGUUGUAUGGAUUUCUGGGUGUGCGGGAUGGUGAACAAUGGACAGUUGUACAUCAACAAAGCUGAAGCAAGGCUAUUUACCUCUAGAUCCUUUUGUCAGGCAUGUUGUCACAAGGAAGGCUGUUCAGGUGAAGCCACUCUUUCAUGUCUGGUUCAACAGAGAUCAGUGUUUUGGGUUCGCUGAAGGACAAAAGAAUCUGAAGUUACUUGGUCCUUUUUGCAUAUAAGCGAGUUAAUCUCAACCUCCCAGUAUGUACUCCUAAUCUGAUUAUCUGUCCCUGUAUAGUUAUGUUUGUGAAAGAAUAAACCAUGAUUUUAAGUACAA